AUGAGCCAGGCGGGCGCCAAGCGGGAAGCGAAGCCGGCGGCCUCCCCCGGAGCCUGGGGCCAGGCGCCAGCGGCGGGCGCGAAGAGGGGCCCAGGCCGGGCACGGGUGGGCUGGGGCGCGAGGCGUGUGGAGGGGGUGCUCAAUGGNCCUCCGCCACAGAACGGGAUCCCAGCCGAGUACGCCCCGCCCCCGCCACACCCCACGCAGGACUACUCGGGCCAGACGCCAGUGCCCCCGGAGCACGGCCUGACCCUGUACACACCAGCACAGACCCACCCCGAGCAGCCGGGCACCGAGGCCAGCUCACAGCCCAUUGCUGGCGCCCAGACCGUGCCGCAGACAGAUGAAGCGGCACAGACGGACAGCCAGCCGCUCCACCCCUCCGACCCCACAGAGAAGCAGCAACCCAAGCGGCUCCACGUCUCCAACAUCCCCUUCCGGUUCAGGGACCCCGACCUGCGGCAAAUGUUCGGGCAAUUCGGAAAAAUUUUAGACGUGGAGAUCAUUUUUAACGAGCGGGGCUCCAAGGGCUUUGGGUUUGUAACUUUUGAAACUAGCUCAGAUGCUGACCGAGCCCGGGAGAAGCUGAAUGGGACGAUCGUAGAGGGACGGAAAAUUGAGGUCAACAACGCCACGGCCCGAGUCAUGACCAACAAGAAGACUUCGAACCCCUACACCAAUGGCUGGAAGCUCAACCCCGUUGUAGGCGCAGUCUACGGGCCCGAAUUCUAUGCAGUGACGGGAUUCCCCUACCCCACCACGGGCACAGCCGUUGCCUACAGGGGUGCGCACCUACGGGGCCGGGGCCGGGCCGUGUAUAACACGUUUCGGGCUGCACCCCCCCCGCCCCCCAUCCCAGCUUACGGAGCGGUCGUGUAUCAGGAUGGCUUUUAUGGCGCCGAGAUUUACGGAGGCUAUGCAGCCUACAGAUACGCUCAGCCGGCCGCGGCAGCCGCCUACAGCGACAGUUACGGCCGAGUCUACGCGGCUGCCGACCCCUACCACCACACCAUCGGCCCCGCGGCGACCUACAGCAUCGGAACCAUGGCUAGCCUCUGCCGAGGAGGGUACAGCCGCUUCACCCCCUACUAGCAAGAGGCCCAGCCCCUAACAGCAUUCACAGGCUGUCUAGUACCCACCAGCCCCAGCAGUCCAAAGCCAGGCACAGCCACAGGAGGACAGUGCGCCCCGGUCAGCGACACCGCUGACCCCUGCGACGCUAGAGUCCAUAGGUCUCACCUCCAGCAGCCGGGCGGGCUCCCCCCACGAGGGCGUGUGUGUCUCUGACCCUGGUUACCCCGUAUGUCUGAAACCUUGGUUCCUAUUUUGACUUUGUUGAUGUUGUGUGUCCCCCCAAACCCCAGCCAUUUCAGGUACGGUAUGUGCUUAGGGGGAGGGGCUAGGCUGGGCAGAGGACCCCUCCCCAAGCGCUAGCCAUAGAGCCACACCCACAAGGGUGACCCAUUCCGU
Molecule: messenger RNA, 1470 nt
Organism: Miniopterus natalensis
Lineage: Eukaryota; Metazoa; Chordata; Mammalia; Chiroptera; Miniopteridae
Source: RefSeq, a predicted model, not a curated record